AACCCAACAUCGAUUCAUUUCGUAGUAAUGUUGUAAUUCACCGGCUUAGCCUCUGCUAUGUGACCACUGUACAUACAUAUGUACAUACAUACAUACUAUACGUACAUACAUCAUGUAUGAUUUUAAAUGAUGUCGAUAAACCAUAAAGUUUUUGUUUUGAAUCAUGAUUUGUACAUCCUGUGAUAUUGUUCCCUAUAGAUUCAAAAAAUUAUACUUAUCGACAUGGAUGAAACAUACAAGAAAUUAUCUUCUAAUACACUAAGGGCAGAAGAAUUGUUGCGUAGUAAAGGCAUUAGAACUACUAUACUGGAGGAAUGGGAGAAAUCACUUCUAGUUCUGCCAAAAAGUGGAAAGAAACAUUUUGAACCUAAUAACUCGUGGCUCGAAAAUGUUCAAAUUGAGAAAGGACUUAAAACACGUAAAGACUUGUUGAAUAUUGAGAGGGUUGAACGUGUUUCAGAAUUAGCUAGUGCCGAGUGGAUUCCAGCUCAGAAGAAAGCUCUUGUUACUAAAAAAUCUGGCCAAGAUUGGUCCAGUUUUGGCACAGAUAAAAAUGGUUCCUUAUAUUUGAUACCAGAAGAGGCAUUAUUUCUUCUAGAAACUAAUUGUCUUGAACUCAUUUGGAAUGGUGUGCCAUGUUCAGUGCAACAAGCAUAUGAGAUUUUGAUUGAUGAUACAUCAUGUACUUUAGAUGAAUAUAGAGUUUAUAGUCAGUUAACACGCUGUGGUUACCGUAUACAGCGUUAUGUUUAUGAAGAAUCAGAUAAAUGUGGCAGAUCAGAUGAAUCUGUUAAAAGGAAAGUUAUUGUUGAUCCUGAGAAUGGACUAAGAAUGUAUGACAGUCAAACUCAGAAUCAACAAAUUUCAGAGAAAUCUAAAGAAACAUUGACGAAAGAUGCAUCACAGUCAUUAGAUACAUCUGUCAUUAAUUCUAAUACAAAAGACUGCCAAGAUACUGUAGCAGAGAAACCUGUUGAGCAAAUAAUACGUGAUGUAAUAGACCACAUUCUUUGCAAUAUAGAAGAUAAAAAAAGUGUAAAUAAUUCAACUGGUUUACAAUUAAUGGAGAGCAAUAAGAAAGAAAAAAGUGACAUGAAUGGUGAGGAGAAAAGCCGAAAUUCAAAACUGGAAAUCAUUUCCGACGAAACUUUGGUAGGCAGUAUUAAAAUUUUGAGUGAUACAUCUUGUAGUCCAAAGAAAGAAGUCACAGCAUCAAGCAAAUGGCCGGGUACUCGCAUUCAGCGUAACGUCAAAUUAAUGCCCAAGAGGAACGACAAAAUAUCUAAUGCUGAUGUUUCUGUAAUCGAUUCCAAUUGCACGAAUGAAAGGUCCAGAAACUGUGGCAAGUGGAAGAUGGCCGGGACAACUAACGAAUCAUCAUAUACAAAAAAGGCGAAACACGAGGUAAUUGAGUUGUCAGACGACGAGAUUCAGGAAUUACCGCGCACUAUGACAAGAAUGGAAAUGUUGAAUUUGCUGCCGAAUAUCGCCUCCAAAUCGGACAUCACGGAGAAGAUUUUCAAACGGUACAUACCGUUCAACGUGAGGCCCCGCAAGAGCGCCUAUCAGUACAAUCUAACGAAGAUAUCGCGCAUGCAGGAGAACGACAGGCGAACACGACAGAAUUGCAAGGGUGUCGGCAACAGCUCGAAUCAGUAUAGGUCAUACCACAGCAACUACAGCCCGAACAGGAGUCCCAGAGCUAUUGCUGGUAGCGCCAGAAACGCCACUUAUCAAAAUCCAAACACGCGUUUGUCUCUAUAUGGCCCGCCGCGGCCAUUUUACGCAUUAGACCAUUAUAUGCCCAUACCAAAAGCCGGCUUUCCGUGCACAUAUAACAGAUUGCCGCCGUACUGUUACAAUUCAAACGCGUACGCUCUUCAGAACAGGAUGACGCUGAUGCAGCAUAACGUGUUUCAAAAUAUGCUCGUCGCUUUCGAGAAUCACGGAAACGCAGUUCAGCAGACCAGAAGCCUCACCAUACAAAUGAACAACUUCGCGAUGCCGUACAUGGGAUAUGGGAUGUUCCGGACGAGGCAUCCCUUCAUGGAGAACCAGUGCCGGCAAUCCUACUAUCAGAACUUCUCCUGGCAGCAGAGAUUUUGGCAGCGACGUCCAGAUAACGCCCAGACAAUGCAAGACAAUGCGCAUUCUAUCGCGAAUCGCCGAUACGAGGACGCGAGAAAGAGCAAUGCUGAGAUCGUAAAUCGGCCGUCUUUCACGACGCGUCCAGGAGUCAGCUCGUGGACAGAGUUAAAGAAGAAAUGGUACGAAGAAAAGACUAUCACAAUCGAUGACGAGGAUAAUAAAAAUAUAAACGAAAGCGGCGAGGAGGUGCAAGUUGUUGAGCAACUCAUCAAUCCGUUGGUCGGACCCAGAUACGCAACGUCACUCGCUGAGGUCUACAGUAAGCUCUCUAUAAUCAAAUCAGCGCCGGAGAAGACAGUCAGGAAGAAGAAGAGCAGAUACAAGAUAUCGUACAAUGUGUACUCAUGCUCUUCUCAUCACUAUAAGAAGUCGAAUCCCGGCCAAGCAUUGUACAGCGUGGUAGUGAUAAGGAAAGAGAACUCAUUUCUCCAACCUGUCGAGUUGAAUCGUUUGCAACAAGACGCAAAAGGUUCUCAGAUAAUACUGGCUUGUGUCUCGACGUCGAUAUCGUACAUUCAACCAGGUAUUAUAACGAUGCCAAACGUCUAAUCUAAUUCAGAGAACAGUGUAUCAGCUGCAAGCCUAUUUUUUUUUUCUAAAAACAGCUGGUCAUAAACCCCCUACUGUGUAAUACGCUUUCUCGUUGUUGUAUAGUCCUUAAAAUGUAAAUUAAAUGUUUGAUUUUAUAUUACAAUAAAAUAACAUUAUUUCUACUGCAAUUAUAUAUACUGAAUGAUAUAUAUCAAAAAUAGUACCGCGUUUUACUCGUAGGUUAAGUUUGAACAAAAUUCUUUUGUUAUUAAUUAAAAUACAAAAAAAUAUUUUAUAAACAAGUGUUACAUUUAUUAGACAUCGUGUUACUGCAGAAUUCAUCAAUAUGUGUGUAUAUCUCAGAAUGCAUAAAAGAAUUAAACACAAGACUGGAAGGUAAAU
Messenger RNA from Odontomachus brunneus, 3081 nucleotides. RefSeq lists its product as uncharacterized. The coding region runs from base 223 to 2697 and encodes 824 amino acids. The transcript has 5 exons. Gene Ontology annotation, biological process: tRNA-type intron splice site recognition and cleavage. Gene Ontology annotation, cellular component: tRNA-intron endonuclease complex. The record is from RefSeq and is a predicted model, not a curated record. Lineage: Eukaryota; Metazoa; Arthropoda; Insecta; Hymenoptera; Formicidae.